UUCGAGAUUUAUAUGCCUGUUUUGCGCAAGCGGUAUCCCGCAAAGGGUCUUCCGCAUAUAAACGAGAAUAAUCAAACCAAAAGUGACAUAACACCACAGGAAAGUGCUGGGCAAUCAACCCGAAGAACCAUGGCUGCAACUCAAGGAAGUUCCAGGCCAUCAAGGCAGCAUUGCUACCUUUGUGAUCUUCCAAGGAUGCCUUGGGCAAUGGUUUUCGAUUUUACUGAGCCGGUUUGCCGUGGCUGUGUGAACUAUGAAGGACCGGACAGGAUCGAGUCUGUUUUAGACAGCGCGCGGCAACAAAAGCACGCUCACCAGGCGUAUCGACACGGCGGAUCCUCGGCCCACGAUCACUCGGCGUCAUCAGUAAAUGGAUCACACUAUCCGCCAACGCACCAAUCAGGUAGUAGACGUUCGCCUUCACACAAAUCUGGCGUUAAAGUUGAACACAGCAACAAUCACUCUAGUGAUGUACAUCGAUUAGAUCGUUAUCACGUACCCUCUCAUGAAUCUAAAAGCGGGGUGACAUUGUAUGGACAUCAACACAACUCUAACUCAAGCAACUCCCACAAGAGUAUACUGAACGGGAUUUCCCAUUAUCAGCAGGUAAAAGACGAUGAUACUCCUGUUUCCAUUUCAAGCAGACGCGGUUCCUUACCAGUCUCUCUUGCUGGAGCUUCGACUCACGUUCUACCAAACGGUUGCAUCAUCGGCAGUCCCGGGAUCAUGCCCGGUCACCCAGGUAGAUUGUCGCUCAUUCCCGAAUACGUGAACACGUCUGUUGCGGCUAGACAUAAUAGCACCGGUCCGCUUAGUGCAAAGAUCCCAUCAGAGUCACACAGUCGUCACCACAGUGUGUCGCACUACAGCUACGCAUUGCAUGACGAAAAGGCAACGCUCGUGAGGGAGGCAGUUCACACUUUAAACCAAUGCACCCCAUUCGAAGUCCGAUUCAAAAAGGACCACGAUUUGCGUGGAAGAGUGAUCACUUUCGACGCACCCUAUAAGCCAGGUACCGAUUACGAGAUGAAAGUCUACAUCGAAUACCCUGUAGGAUCUGGAAAUGUUUACACCAGCGCAUCGGGUGUUGCGAAGCAAAUGUUUCAGGACACUCGUAAAGAUAUGGGAAAAGGAACCUUGAGUUCAGGAUUCAAGUACAUUGAGUACGAAAUGAAACACGGAUCUGGAGAUUGGCGAUUGCUAGGCGACCUCUUACCGGAUGGCACCCGCUCAUUCAGAGAACCAAUACCUCGUGAUGCACUUCCAACGCCUUUCCAGGAUCCCCUUUAUCCAGAAAUUCCCACAACCGCCACACAUCAACUAACUAGCCCCACAUAUAUGUCGAUAAAAGGAACACCGUAUUUUCCUCGUAAUAAUAAACGAAAAUUAUCUCCUGAUUCUGCUGACAAUGAUGCUCCAAGCAACAAAAUGGUUUACGAUAUGAGUGCCGUUACCUCCAGUAUCGCGAGCAGAAUAUCUCUCACACAGGCCGAUGCCUUAUCGAAACUCAUCCUACCAGGUGCUAUCAGUUACGGUAUGAUGCAACAGCAACAUGCAUUGGCAACAAGUUCAGCUUCGCCUACGUCGUUGAAAAGUUCUGCGGCUAUGCUUGUUCCUGGACGAUCGAUCACUUCGGUUCCACAAAGCAUCCAUUCGGAACCGCGAGGUCACAGCGUAAGCGAUGGCCCUCAAAGUCCAUCAUCAACUCACUCAGCUGCACCAAGCAGUCAAAGCGUGACAUCGCCGACAGAGACGAAACGAGUACCGACCAGUCCGUUGAAUGGUACUCAAGCUCACCGCACAAAUAGCAACGGUAGCAACGCCAGCGGAUCUUCUUUGUCUCAAAACCCAGACUCUUCGACGCAUCACCAUCCACUUCAGCAAGCACCAUCUGUGCCGAGCGUGACCUCACCUACUGGAGUUCACGGACCUACGCCUCCAGUGACACCAAGUGAAGUAAACAACAAUAGCAGUAACAACCGAGUUAGAGUCCGCACAUCAAGUAGUACCAGUAGCAACGAAAGCGGAGCCAAUGCCAAUCCCAAAUCUGCUAGUCCGAAACAAGCAUCCACGGUACCCACAACACCCACGUCCAGUAUGCCAUUACCUGGUACCACAACCAUUGGUGUGACAAUGCCGCCUCUCAAUUGCGCUCUUUGUCACGGACGGCUCGAAGACACACAUUUUGUGCAGUGUCCAUCACAAGGUGCUCACAAGUUUUGCUUUCCCUGCUCUAGAAGCAGUAUUAAGGACCAAACCGCUAGAGGCGGCGAAGUGUAUUGUCCAAGUGGCCUAAAAUGCCCGUUAGUCGGAUCCAACGUACCAUGGGCCUUUAUGAAAGGCGAAAUUUCCACUAUAUUGAAGGGGGAAAUAAAAGUCAAAAAAGAGGUAGAACAGGAAACAUAAACUGAAAUGUUUUCUAAAAUUGCAUCACGGUGCAAAGGACUAUUAACCUCUUGUCCUGCGAAAUGUUGCGUUGAACUGCGCCUCGUGGACGCUUUAAAGAUGUGCAGAGUGGCAUCAUGUACGUGCCAUGAUACCGAAAUUGUGCUAAAAACUAUGUGCUAUCUAUCAAUCAAUUUAUUUGCCAAGGAGCGCCAUUCGAAACUAUCAAACUUAACCAAUUCCUCAGUUUAAACCUGAUUGCAAUGUUCAACGUUUCAUGAUAGAAAUUUACUAUAAAUUUACGUCUAGAACAUGUCUUCGAGAUGAGGGUUUUAAGUAUGGCCUGUUUGAAUAAUAUAGCAGUGUGUUU
Styela clava is the source of this 2755-nucleotide messenger RNA. The record is from RefSeq and is a predicted model, not a curated record. Lineage: Eukaryota; Metazoa; Chordata; Ascidiacea; Stolidobranchia; Styelidae.